This is a messenger RNA of Ilex paraguariensis (yerba mate), 516 nucleotides long. NCBI's taxonomy places the organism in Eukaryota, Viridiplantae, Streptophyta, Magnoliopsida, Aquifoliales, Aquifoliaceae. The record is from the annotation of a GenBank genome assembly.
AUGUCCCAAGUCCUUGCGACGUCAAGGAGGGCAUACCCCUUAGGGUAUCAUUCGUGUAGAGCUCCUAGGUCGUGUCAUUGCAAAGCUUCAAGGCGAAAGAAGCAUGGGUGGCCCCUUUGCGUAGAAGGCAACAACUAUGUUGUCCUAGGCAACACCCCACAUGUGGCUGGAGGAAAUGGAGUUCUGAGCGAAGAUAGGAAGGGGAAUGCACUUAUGAGAGGAGACGGCGCUGGCCUCGGCCUGGGCAACGCCAGGCAAUGCUUGGACCUGGGUGACGCCAGCCCGCCCCUUAGCUUAGGAGGGGUGACGCCUUGUAGGCGACACCAGGCUGGGGUAUGCCUUGCAAGCACUGGGCGGCGCCAGAAGGCGACACCAGGCUGGGGUAUGCCUUGCAAGCACUGGGCGGCGCCAGAAGAGGAAAAGAGGAUGGCUCCUUGUGGGCAUCAUAUAGGCGGCACCUAUGGCACUGAAGCUGUCGCUAAUGUGGGUUGGAGCAGGAGGGGUGAUGCCUUGUAG